CAGGUGGUGUGACAGCUCAAGGGUAAAAAGGUAACAACAUGGCUUUGCGAACCCUAACUACAAUAGGCCGGAAAAUUUCUGAAUGGAAUCUCUUAAAGAUUACAACAGUUUUCGCGACCAACACUCGCAAUCUGAAACAAGUUACCCAGAGCGAAACAGCAGACGGUACAUUAGUGAUAGCCGGUACUUACGUCCCUUCAGACAGAGCGAGUAAUUUGGUCACAGUCAAGCUAGACCAUGAGGGGCCUUGCAGUGCUUGUUACAUGUGCAAACUUAAUCUUGAUGUCAAACAUACGGAUGUCCUGAUACUUAGUCAGUUUCUGAGGACAGAUGGAUGUAUGCUUCCUCGCAGAAUAACAGGUUUAUGCAAAAGGCAGCAGAAGCGUAUUGGAACAAUGGUUACCAUGGCACAGAAGGCUGGCCUGAUGUCAAACAUUAAUCCAUCGUGGAGCCACAAGGACCCAAGAAAGAGAUACAGAUACAAGAAAUGGAAUUCUUAUUGGGAUGAAACUACAAUCAAAUGCUAGAAAUUUAACAUUCAGAAAUGCACAUUCUACUGGCUCAUUAUCCUGGUUUGUUAGUUGCUCAAGAUUAAAUUUUGCUUCAGCUAUAUCAUCACACAAUGACAAAGAUGCCUGAAAUUCAGAUUUUAAAAUAGGUAUAAAAGUAAUAUUAGAAAAGUCAUAAAAUUAAGCUAAGCUCAGAAACACAGCUUAAAUUAUUCAAACUAACUUACAAGCAGCAGUGCUUUUCCUUCUUGCUUCCGACCAUCAAGUAAAGCCAAGACAGCCAAAUUAUUACAGGCUUCACAAUGAUAUGCGUUAAUUCGUCGGGUCAGUUUCCAACAAAGCUCUGCUAAUUGCAAGUCUCCCGUCGCCAGACCUACGUGGCCGGCGUUGUACCAUAUCAUUGCCAGCAAGUGCAAGUCAUCUUUCACUGCAAGACUAAGGGCAUUUUCAAUGCAAGGAAUUACCAUGUCAAACUGUUGUGUUUUUAGACAGCAUAAGGCAAUAUUGCAGAACACUUCUGCAGUAUGUAUUCCCAUUUGAAGAAGUCGCCUUUAAGAAAAGUCACUACUUUAGCUUAUUCGCUCGUUUUGAAAUUUUUCUAACACGUUACAAACCCACCUGUAAAGCACAAGGGCCCAUUCCGGCUGCCCAGUAUAGAAGAGGUAUGCUGCAAUACAUGCCACUGCCUCGGUGUUGCUACAGUC
Molecule: messenger RNA, 1213 nt
Organism: Daphnia magna
Lineage: Eukaryota; Metazoa; Arthropoda; Branchiopoda; Diplostraca; Daphniidae
Gene: mRpS18A
Product: 28S ribosomal protein S18a, mitochondrial
Exons: 4
Coding region: 39-527 (162 amino acids)
Biological process (GO): mitochondrial translation
Cellular component (GO): mitochondrial small ribosomal subunit; ribosome
Molecular function (GO): structural constituent of ribosome; small ribosomal subunit rRNA binding
Source: RefSeq, a predicted model, not a curated record